Bombus impatiens (common eastern bumble bee) is the source of this 2415-nucleotide messenger RNA. RefSeq lists its product as uncharacterized. NCBI's taxonomy places the organism in Eukaryota, Metazoa, Arthropoda, Insecta, Hymenoptera, Apidae. Bases 901 to 1872 code for a protein of 323 amino acids. The record is from RefSeq and is a predicted model, not a curated record. The transcript is spliced from 11 exons.
CGCGGGGAGUCAUUGUAAUGUCAAACUCGGAGCGUUUAGUAGUGGUGUUGUCACUUCGCGAUACGUAUCUAUUUCUCUAAUACGUAGCAGUUUCAUAAUUAUUUUUCUCCGUUCAACUACACGCUGCUGUUAACUACGCUUAAUUCACAUUAAAUUGCAAGGGAAGUUCGAGGCAUUAGAAGGAUGUCACAAAAUUUAAGAAGAUUCCGUAAAAUUCAAGAGAAUAUUCGAGAAACAACGCUACAGGGAGAAGGGUUAAAGGAAUUAUUCGCGGAAACGAGGGAGAAGAACAGGUCUAGCGCCGGAAGAAAUUUGGAUAGGAAAGGAGGAUCUGUCGUUUAAUACGUGCUCGCCUCUUUUCCUCCUUUCUUUCAAAGUAGCUGAGUAGUUGUUUAAUUCUUAACGAGAUGGCUGCUGAAGGAACUUAAUUUAAGCCGCUUUCCACAUUUACUUUAUUUCGUUCGGUAACGAUGGCGCGACAAUUCGUGUAUAAAUCCAGUAUUGACGCGUCGCCGAUAUUUGCUAGUAUAUCAUAGAAAUCCGCAUCGAUCAUAGAAAUUCAGCGAUAUAGGCAUCAAAGGAUAUAGGCCGAUAACUCAUUUUCCAUUGGAGAAUCGAUUCGAGUAGAGUCGCAUAGAUCGAUUCGAUGUUCACUGGGUGGAGUGCGCUGCUCAUACUCGCACGUUUAACGCGAGUGCCCGUCGUCACGUGUCCCGUCGAAAAUAAGUAUCGUCUACUGAUAAAUGUGCCCGAAGCAUUGGCGGUGAAACAUGGUUAGCUACGUACAGGGGAAAUUCCAUUGGUCUCGCGUAGAUAUUUUCCUCGAUUCCCGUGAAACACGCGACCGACCGCGUUACAGUGCGAGUACCCUACACAUCACGCUUGUACGCCUAUACGCGCAUGGAACGAAGAGAUCGCUUUAUACUGCUUCGUUCUACGUGCACCGUAAAAAUGCAAAGCAGGCUUGCACGUCAGCGCAUACAUCAGCAUACACGUGCACACGAGACAGCCGUGCCGUCGCUGCCAUGGGACCUGGACGUAGAAGCGGAGGGGGUCGUUUACCCCGCACUGCCACUCCGCUAUCAACUUGCUCCGAUAUUAUCGACAAAAGACUCGACGUUUCUAAUUGACAAAGACGGAAGGGAUAUAUCAACGCGGCGCAUCUGCCGAAACGACGCGGAGGCGAAGAAAAAUGCAACGAGCGUAGGUGUAAGAAUAAAGAGGGAGAAACGGAAGCAGGAAGAGGCGGGCAAAGUGACUGGGCUGAAGCUGCUUUACAUAAGCGUCCCGCCGUACUCCUUUAGGGGCCAGAGUGCGCUUCUCGAGUGCAGAUACGACCUAGAAGCGGACAAGCUUUACUCCAUCACGUGGUACAAGGAUCACGAGGAAUUCUACAGAUACGUGCCUAGAGGGGAACCUACGAAGCACAGCUAUCGCGUCGAGGGCGUUAAAGUUGACCACCGAAAAUCCAACGACAAGGAGGUGCUGCUGCAGGACGUGAGCCUGCACAGUAGCGGACGGUACAAAUGCGAAGUGAGCGCGGAGGCUCCUAGCUUCAACUCGGUCAGCGCAGAAGCCAGCAUGGAAGUCGCAGUUCUGCCGCAAGACGGGCCGUCGAUAACGGGCGAGGAGAAGGUUUACGCGACCGGCGACGUCCUCGGGCUGAAUUGCACCAGCGGCAAGUCCCAUCCCGCCGCGACGCUCAAAUGGUUCAUCAAUAGGGAGCAGGAAAACGAGAGCCAACGAAGAAUAAUUCGAGAAACAGAGGCAAGGAGAGAUUGCUCGAAAGAAAGAAACGGCGAGGAGGAGAGAAAGACGAGAGACGGUGGGCGGAAGAAGGAAAUUCGGGCAACUCGGUUAACUGCUAAUUAAUCCGCGUCACGUAGUCGAAGAGAAUCUAAUUUGUCCGCGAGAAAAAGUCGGCCGAGUCGAACCGGUCGAACAAAAGAACGCCGCGAUCGAAUCUCGCGUUUUCGAUCGUCCGCAUCUCGCGGUAGAUCGCCGGGCCGCGAGGUCUCGUCACUCCGAGGAUUUAAAAAUAUAAUCCGCAAAGCGCAGGCAGUUGAAGCGAGUAGACACGAGCUCGCAAGUUGUGCGCGUUUAAAGAUUACGUCGAUGAACGUCGGUGCCCCUUUAGGGCUUCGCAGCGAAUCGCACGCGCCGCGACGGCUCGAAAAGUUUCCUAUUAUCCCGCUCGUCGUCUCCCACCUCCGCGUUGCUCGAGCAAAACUUGCCAACCUUCUCGACGAUGUCCAUUAGGAGUUGAGCGAGUUUAGCGCGCCACUUAACGCGAGUGUAAUAUCGUUUCGAAAACGUUCUCGUCGUGACGACUCUCGAAAGAUUCGGCGACAAAGCCGACGGGGAUGGCCGCAAGAGGCCUUCGACUUUCCACGGCCCGCGGCCCUCGAUCGCUCG